This is a messenger RNA of Pseudomassariella vexata, 1185 nucleotides long. RefSeq lists its product as uncharacterized. The record is from RefSeq and is a predicted model, not a curated record. Lineage: Eukaryota; Fungi; Ascomycota; Sordariomycetes; Amphisphaeriales; Pseudomassariaceae. The transcript has a single exon. Bases 1 to 1185 code for a protein of 394 amino acids.
AUGAGAGUUUCAGGGGUCGUCGUCCUCGGCUUCGGGUCUCUUACGGUUGGCCAAGAAGUAGCGUCAACUCCAUCAGCUUGCGCUCCAGUUGCGACCAAUGCAGCCUACCCGUCGAACUCCAAGCUGCCAGACCCUUUUCUUCAGUCGAGUGGCACGCGCCUGGGAACCAACGAUGCAUGGGCAUGCAAGCGAGCUGAGAUCCGCGCCGAGAUCCAGCAGUACGAGCUGGGACCCAAACCUCCCAAUCCGACGGUCACGGCUACGUAUUCGGGUGGAAACAUUGCCAUCACCUGCUCCGAAGGCGGCAAGUCGGUCUCCUUCUCGGUCUCGGUCGAGCUGCCAACGAGCGGCAAGGGACCAUUCCCAGCCAUCAUUGGUCUGGGCGCGCCAUCCAUCCCCGUUCCUGCGGGUGUCGCUGUCAUCAACUACAACAAUCAAGACAUUGCUGCCGACCUGCCACGAGCCUCAGGAAAAUUCUACACACUAUAUGGCUCUUCACACAGAGCUGGGGGCCUUAUCGCCUGGGCUUGGGGAGUAAGCCGCCUCAUUGAUGCGCUAGAAGCGCUCGGGUCAGCCGCCACUUCCAUCGACACGUCCCGUCUGGCUGUGACGGGAUGCUCGCGCAACGGCAAGGGAGCUCUCAUAUCCGGGGCCUUUGACGACCGCAUCGCCCUGACCAUCCCCCAAGAAGGCGGCUCGGGUGGGCCAGGAUGUUGGCGCAUCGCGGCGGAUAUGAAGAAGAACGGUACAAAGGUCGAGGAUGCGCCGCAGAUAGUGACGGGUGAUGGCUGGUUUGCCACCUCCUUUUCCGACUACGUGAAUAAGGUUGAUACGCUUCCCUACGAUCAUCACAUGCUCGAGGCGCUCGUGGCACCGCGCGCUCUCCUCGUAAUUGAAAAUUCGGGAAUUGACUACCUGGGUCCCAUCAGUACAUACGGAUGUUCGGUAGCAGGGAGUAUGGUCUUUGACGCCCUGGGAGUGAAAGACCACAUGGGGUUUUCACAGGCAUCCCACGGGACUUCGCAUUGUCAAAUGCCCAGUUCGCAAAAUCCCGAGGUGGCCGCUUUCUUCAACCGCUUUCUGCUUAACCAAACCUCGACGGCUACUGAUGUGUUGAAGACAGAUGGCAAGUUCAACUUUGUUGCUGGGCAGUGGAUUGAUUGGACGGCGGCGGCGCUAACUUGA